CGGAAGCUAACGUUGCUGCUAGCCAGCUUUGUUUACAUUUUGUUUGAGCUGAGUAAAUGACAACCUGGAGCAACAAUGUCUUCGCUUUCCUCUCAGAGAGAGUUCACCAACGCGCCUUCACCGCCUGCCGAAGAAACAUUACCAGACAUUAAAGAAAUUAUCGUAAAAUCCGAGGAAGAGAUCGAUGACAGCUUGGAUUUCAGCGAAAAAACCCAGCUCGUCGUAAAACGUACAGACCUUCAACAUCAUGAUGUAAAGAAGGAGGAGGAUUUUUCUGGCCAGGAGGAACCACAGUCUCUGACAAUGAAAGAAGAACAGGGUGAGCUACAACAUCUGCAGAUAAAAGAAGAAGAGAAUGAGCUUUGCAUUACCCAGGAUGAAGAACAACUUGUGGUGAAGAAGCAGGAAAUGAAAACCUUCCCUGCAUCUCCUACCGAUGUAGAAAUAAGCUGCAGUGAACCCAAACUAAUCAUGGAGCAACUCAUCUCUCAGGACGGCUGUGAUGCUGAGAACCGAAAUCAGGAAGAAAGCAACGAUGAAGACACAGAAAUAAGCAGCGAUGAAGAACCGAAACAAAAUAACAAACGUCAGAAAACCAGAGGGUAUGAUAACAAUUCUGGCAAAUUAAAACAAAAAGAGCAGAAGAAAACUCACAAAGACAAAAAUCUGUAUUCAUGUACGAUGUGUGAUAAAUUGUUUUCUCAAAAGACUCACUUGAUCUACCACAUGAGAACACACACAGGUGAGAAGCCUUUCUCAUGCAAGUUUUGUGGAAAAUGUUUCAGUAGAGAAAGUAUUGUGAACAAUCACCUGAGAAUACACACAGGUGAAAAGCCCUUUUCAUGUCUGACCUGUGGAAAAAGUUUCACUCUCAAGCAUAAGUUAACGGAUCACAUGAGAAUUCACACAGGUGAGAAACCGUUUCUGUGCAAUGCUUGUGAUAAAUCUUUUAACCUGAAAAGCAAUCUGAAGCAGCACAUGAGAAUCCACACGGGCGAGAAGCCUUUCUCAUGUGUGACCUGCGGUAAAAGCUUCAGUCAAAGAAGUCAAGUAACGCUUCACAUGAGAAGUCACACGGGUGACCGACCUUUUUCAUGCGCGACCUGUGGGAAAUGUUACAGUCACAAAGGUCACCUGACUGAUCACAUGAGAACUCACACAGGUGAGAAGCCAUUUUCAUGUCUGACAUGUGGAAAAAGUUACAGUCAGAAAGGCCAUUUGACAGUUCACAUGCGAAUUCACACAGGUGAAAGGCCGUUUCCAUGUAGCACCUGUGGAAAAACCUUCAGUCGAAGAAGUCGUUUAAAAAAACACGUGAGAAUUCACACAAGAUAAAAGUCCUGUGUGUGACCUGUGAGAAGUGUCUCAGUUUAAGGAGCUAAGAAGCAUUUUAUAUAGCUGUGAACUUUAAAUUAUCCCCUCACUUAUUUCUUAUUUUGCUUUUUGGUUACUUGAAUGUAAAAAUCCAAAGUAUCCUUGUCUGAGUAAUGUUCACUUGAACACAUUUCUAAUAAAUGAAUGUGUCUUCAGUACAAUCUUGUGUUGAACACACCGUAAGAGCAAUAAGGAAAAAUAAAACUACUGUUUGCUUUUACACACACAGAGGAUCACUAUAGAGUGACAUUAAGUCAUACAAAACAAACUCAAGCUAAAUAAACACCAGCUUCAUGUAAAAACUAUCUCUCCUACUAAAGUUUACCAUGAAUGGAACGGCAACAACAGAGCAAAAUUGGGGCUGUAAAGUUUGUUCAAAAGAAAAACUUUAAACAUAGUCAAUCACAUGAUAUGAGUUUUUAAAAUGGUCAACAACUUUGAACAACUAAUUUUGUGUCUCAUUAAAACUGUGAGCACAUCGGUUUUUGAUAAUAUUUUAGGACAUGCUGCCUUAUUGUUAAAAUGACCUGAACAUACUGACAAAGGUAUUGAUUUGCAUUGCUACUAACAGCCUUGUCACUGAGCACCAGACUCAGCGACUCCAUUGGUUCCCACUUUGCAACGUGAUCAAACUUAAACUGGAUGUGACGUCAUGAGGAGUUCAGAGGUCAAUGUGUAAAGGUUUGUAAAUAUGUCUCGUUUUAUAUCUUGGUUGUUGAAUGCAAGUAAGUUGAUUAUGACCCCGUUAUCAAAUCUAUGUAACUUUUCUUUACAGCACAUAACAGAACAAUCCCGGCAUUGUACUUGAGAGCAGUUGUAUUUAUAUUUUAUUGAUGAAAUAUACAAAUAAAUAAUAAAAAUCAUUA
This is a messenger RNA of Poeciliopsis prolifica (blackstripe livebearer), 2240 nucleotides long. RefSeq names its product gastrula zinc finger protein XlCGF8.2DB-like. The record is from RefSeq and is a predicted model, not a curated record. Bases 76 to 1335 code for a protein of 419 amino acids. Gene Ontology annotation, biological process: regulation of transcription by RNA polymerase II. Gene Ontology annotation, molecular function: RNA polymerase II cis-regulatory region sequence-specific DNA binding; DNA-binding transcription factor activity. The transcript has 2 exons. NCBI's taxonomy places the organism in Eukaryota, Metazoa, Chordata, Actinopteri, Cyprinodontiformes, Poeciliidae.